GGUAGACGACGCACUUCAAUCACUCAACGUCCUAGAUCUCCUCGUGUCCGAGAUGUCCUUGGUGCCUCCCGACUACGGCUCAUCCUCAGAUGAAGAGCCACGAUAUACAGGGGAAACGGCAAAUCAUCUCGCAGGCGCUGGCACCGGGCAUUCGCGGAAUGUCACUUUUCUGAAGAGCACAGGAACUUCCGUUGAGCAGCAGCCCGUACAAGUUAUCUUACAUGAGCUACUAGAUCCAGAUUAUGGUAGUUACCUUUGGCCCUCUGCGUUAGUUCUUUCUGCAUUUGUAUACUGGAAUGCAGGCCGAUUUUUCAACAAGCAAGUUCUGGAAGUCGGAUGCGGCACAGCUCUACCUGGUCUCUUGGCGGCGAAGCUGGGUGCUAAACGUGUCGUACUAUCAGAUUUACCGGAUGCAGAGCAUCUACUAAAGAAUGCACAGCAUGCAGUGCAUGCUAAUCAAGUGGAUGAUGUAUGUAGUGUAAUCGGGUUGAAAUGGGGCAAGUUCCCGCCGUUGUCGGAUCCUUCUUACCUGUUUGAUUUCAUUCUUGGUGCCGACGUGUUUUACGAACCUCGGGACUUUGACGAUCUCAUUGCCAGCGUGGCAUAUAUUCUCUCACAAAGCCGACCAUCCGCCAAGUUUAUCACUGCAUAUCAGGAACGGAGCUCGCGGCGAACGGUUCAGCCUUUACUAGAAAAAUGGAAUCUGCGGUGCAGGAUUGUAGAUAAGCGCAGGUUUGGAGGAUGGGGCGAAGCGUGGAGGGUAGAUGGGAAGGAACAAGUACCAAGAGAAAUUGGAAGUGUUGCAUUGCUGAUAAUAGAGCGAGCAGCUGGAUGUAUUUAAGCAGAAGACCAGUCUAGCUACAAGUGCGCAAAAGUGUAGGCGGGGAGCCUGCAGAUGAUAAUCGGCAGCUAUUGGCUCCAAUGUCGCCCAGCUUCUAAGACGACUGCAGUAUUGGAGAUCGACUACAUGAUAGCAUGGAUCUUCUUCACAAAGCAUGGAAGGAAGCAAUAGCAAAAUGUCCGCUUCCCCGACAGCAUGGAACAGCUGCUGGAACCACGACUGUAGUUGGCUUACAGCACUUGUAGUUCGCCCAAGCCAUGCAUUGCUUCAUCGAGUUAUUCCCCAGCAUCCCAGAGGAAGAGGUGGGAUGCAGAAGCCCUGGAUAGAAGAGUGUAGCGGGCUCAUAGAACUAGAACUGUACACUUUUACAUUAAACUUUAUACUACAUAGAUUAGGAUGCAUAGAAGAUGACCAGUAUUCAACGAGGAAGGAUAACGCUAGGCACUCAAAACUGCCACUAAGAGGAGGGUCGCACCAAAUACAGACGUCUUGGCUACCUUGGCACCUGCCACUGUCCCACUUCCCUUCGACUGAUCU
Spizellomyces punctatus DAOM BR117 is the source of this 1378-nucleotide messenger RNA. RefSeq lists its product as uncharacterized. The coding region runs from base 53 to 841 and encodes 262 amino acids. The record is from RefSeq and is a predicted model, not a curated record. The transcript has a single exon. NCBI's taxonomy places the organism in Eukaryota, Fungi, Chytridiomycota, Chytridiomycetes, Spizellomycetales, Spizellomycetaceae. Gene Ontology annotation, cellular component: nucleus; cytoplasm.